AUGUUUUUAAAAGGGUGCAUUUUUAUUUGCAUUUCCAACGAACAAAAAUAUCACAUUACUUCGUGAGUGGGAGAGGAAGGCAUCUACAAAGAUUCGGACUUGCAAACUCCAAACAACGACACGAAAUUCUCCCUGAUCGAUCUGCGACCCUACACAGUCUACAGUUUCCGGAUUAUGGCUGUUAAUGGCAUGGGAGCCAGUGAACCCAGCGAACCUUCUUACUACAUGGUGACCUUAAGAGAGCCACCUGAAGGUCACGUGACAAUCACAAACGCGAAAAACAGAUCAUCUAGUUCAGUUUACUUCAGUUGGCUGCCGCCGCCAAGAGAUUCGGUAUUUGGCGAAUUUCUUGGUUAUCGAAUUUCUUACAAGCCAAGAACAUCACCGCAGGACAAGAAGGAAAUUUAUCUCAGAGACCCGACGGUCACGAAUCAUCUUCUGACCCAUCUCGAACCGUGGACGCAAUAUUACGUCUCCGUCCAGGCGUUCAAUCCCGAGGGCCUGGGACCGAACACAACGGUACUAAUAAUGACUGAUGAAGGCAUACCCGGAAAGCCGCGAAACCUGACCAUACUGGACUUCACCGCGAACAGCAUCCUGCUGAAAUGGGCGAAUCCGUUGAAGAAGAACGGCGUCAUCGAAGGGUACAGGGUGUAUUACAUCCACAACAAUUUCACCGAAGUGUGGCCCGAGAAGGUGCCCUACGAUGAACCACACAUCUUCUACAACCUCACUAAAUUGAAACCGCUUACUGAAUAUACGAUAUUCGUGAAAGCUUUUACCCAGAAACACGAAGGCUACCCUUCGGAUUCCGUACUGGCUACUACAGACAUCAGCGGACCGAGUCCACCGAAGAUACUGAGCUUGACUUGCCAAGCGAACGAAACCAUCGAAAUCAGCAUCGGAAGACCCUCGAACUUCUACUACUCAAUCGACUACUACUACGUCCACAUAAAAAUCGGCGAGACUUUAUACGACAACAUCACUCUACACACCAACAAAAACCAACAAGAAACCACGGUGUCCAAGAAGCGCGUCACUCCGGGUGCCGAUUACCAAGUCCAAGUGAGGGCUUCGACGAAAAGCAAUUUAACCAACAGGCUCCUGAUGGGCCAACUGUCCCAACCGUCUUCCAUCUACAUCUCGAAGAAAUGCGACAAACCGAUCGACGAUUACCUAGCGAACGCCACCAGCGAACUGGGAGCCGGAAUUCUAGCUGGAGCCGUCUGCGCCAGCAUCGCUCUUCUAAUAACCGGCAUCGUUUACUUGAUAUGGAGAACGUGCAUUCGCGCUCCGUACUUUUAUCUGGACAACCCGCAGUGUUCAGUCGCAGCGCUGGACUGGAACGUCCAACCGGAACCGAACGCGGAGUACAGAGGACCCAUUCCGGUGUCCCUCUUUCCCAGACACGUCGAGGAACUACACGCCGACGGUAACAUAGGAUUCUCCAAAGAAUACGAAUCGAUCCAAACGGAAACCUGCAACGAAGUCGAGGCUCCCGCCGAGGAAUCGCAGAAUCCCGAGAACAAACCGAAGAACCGCUACCUCAACAUCAUAGCAUACGAUCACUCUCGCGUCCAGCUGUUGCCGAUGAAAGGAUUGAAGGGUACCACUUACAUCAACGCCAAUUACAUCGACGGUUUCCAAGUGAACAGGGCUUACAUCGGCACGCAGGGACCGCUGCCUUCGACUUUCGACACCUUCUGGAGGAUGGUGUGGGAACAGCGCGUCACUAUUAUUGUUAUGAUUACCAACUUGAUCGAACGAGGAAGGAGGAAGUGCGACAUGUACUGGCCUAAAGAAGGAUCCGAAGUGUACGGAAUCAUCCAAGUGAGAUUGAUCAAAGAAGACGUUAUGGCCACGCACACCGUCAGGACUCUUGGAAUUCGACAUCUCAGAGUCAACAUCCGGAACAAGAAGAAAGCAGCCGCCGCUGAGAGAGUUGUGCAUCAAUUCCACUACACCAAUUGGCCGGACCACGGUACUCCCGAUCAUCCUCUGCCGGUCAUCCACUUCAUUCGGAAAUCAUCGGCUGCAAGAGACGCCGAUAGCGGACCGAUAGUCGUGCACUGCAGCGCCGGCGUCGGUAGAACCGGCACCUACAUCGUUCUGGACGCCAUGCUGAAGCAAGUGAAACAUCGAGGCGAAGUGAACAUCCCGGGCUUCCUGAAAUACAUCAGAGCCCAGAGGAAUUUCUUGGUGCAGACCGAAGAGCAGUACAUCUUCAUCCACGACGCUCUAGUCGAGGCCAUCGAAGCCGGAGAAACGACAAUUUGCCGCGAAACAUUCCCGCGAUACGUAUCCUGCCUCCAGCACAAGAACAAAACCGAGGACAAGAACGAAAUGUGGAAACCCUUGGAGUACCAAUUUAAAUUGGUGAUGAGUUUUAUACCGAAAGAAUACCACCUGGACUCGGCCAACAAACUGCCGAACCAGAUGAAGAACCGAUGCGGCGUGAUCGUUCCCGUCGAAAACUUCCGCGUCCAAAUAACCCCGAAACCCGACCAGGAGCACUCCGACUACAUCAACGCCACCUGGCUGCCGGGCUUCCACAACCUGCGCGAGUUCAUCAUCACCCAGCACCCGCUCAAGCACACCAUCAUCGAUUUCUGGCAGAUGGUCUGGGACCACAGCGCCACCUUCAUCCUCAUGAUCAGCUUCAUCGACAACACCGAGUACGAAAUCUUCUGGCCCGCCGGCGAUAGAAUCAUCGAAAACGACACCUUUAAAAUCAAGCAAACUCACGAGAACGGCAACGGCUCCUACUUUUUGAGGGAGUUCCUCAUGAAGAGCGUGCAAGACGACUACGAAAUACCGGUGAAGAUGCUCUACUGCAACCACUGGCCUCGCCAGAUCAGCUCCUACACCGACAUUUUCCAACUACCCAACGUCGUGAUGGAGAUGAACAGGGUCCAGAACGGACCGCUCGUUAUCGUCGAUCGCUUCGGCGGCACCGAAGCGGCGACGUUCUGCGCCCUCACCACGCUCAAGAAGCACCUGAUGAACGAGAACAAGGUGGACGUGUACAUGUGCGCGAAGAUCUACCACAGCCGGCGGCCGGGCGUUUGGAUAUCGAGCGACGACUUCCUGAAGCUGCACCUGUCGGUGCAGGCGCUGUGCAACCCGCCGGAGCCGAUGAUCCGCGAAGCUGCCGCGCCCGCGGCCGCGGCGGCGGCGGCGCCGCCGGAUUUGUACGCGGUGAACGUGGGCAACUCGAACGGGAGCGUGGUGAACGCGAACAACGGACAGGGCGAGCACGUUCGAGUACCUCCUGAAGGUAUGGAAGCCGAAGCUGCGGCUGUCUGAGUUUUGUUCGUGUGUUUCGGCUCGUAGAUUGUUUAUUGGUUGUCUGUUAAAUGUACAAGUUAUCACGGUGGAUUCGAUGCCGGUUUUUUUGACAUGGUCUCGUCGAUGGUUUUCUUUGCGUUUUAGCUAUAAAUCUUUUCUUAAACGAAGAAUUGUUGUUCGCAACUAAAGCAUGUACCCCUUUUUUUAUGUUUUUUUUUAUACACAAUCAUCGCUUAAUUACUUGUUAAUGAGAAUAAUUCUGUAAGCAUGUGAACUUAAAGAAAACCAUUCGGAUCGGAUUCAUUUUUGAACAGCAAUUUCUCUGUUAUUGAUUGUUCAUGCUUUUAUAAGAAAAAAUUAUAAAGGCAUUUUCGAUAAAUUUGCUUUAAUUUUAAUCAUUAAAAUAAUUAAGUUUAACAACGGUUUCUUAUCAUAAGACAAGAUAGAGUAACUUGAACAUUUAAUGUGAUAAAAAAAAUGUUGUUGCACUUUGAUGUCGACAGAUUUUUGUCUAGCAUGAUUGUUGUUGAUGGAAUGUUAUUCGACAUUCGAUGCUAUAAAUGAUAUGCAAUUUGAAGCAUGCCUUUUGUCUUAUGAAAAAAAAUCCGUUUUGCUAAUGUGCUUAAUUCAUUCGUAUGUGAUCAAUGAAUGGAGUUUUAAUUGUUUUUUUUUUUUGACACGGAGCCUCAUUCUGAUUUGUAUGUAAAUGUAGCAUGAUUCCGUGUUUCUCUG
Phyllotreta striolata is the source of this 4020-nucleotide messenger RNA. The record is from the annotation of a GenBank genome assembly. NCBI's taxonomy places the organism in Eukaryota, Metazoa, Arthropoda, Insecta, Coleoptera, Chrysomelidae.